Capronia epimyces CBS 606.96 is the source of this 1233-nucleotide messenger RNA. RefSeq lists its product as uncharacterized. Lineage: Eukaryota; Fungi; Ascomycota; Eurotiomycetes; Chaetothyriales; Herpotrichiellaceae. Gene Ontology annotation, cellular component: nucleolus. The coding region runs from base 1 to 1233 and encodes 410 amino acids. The record is from RefSeq and is a predicted model, not a curated record. Gene Ontology annotation, molecular function: rRNA (adenine) methyltransferase activity. The transcript has a single exon.
AUGUCGGGGGUAGGAAAGUCUUCGUCAAACAAGGCCUCCUCGGCCCUGCGCUCAUCCAAAGCCCGUUCAAGGGACAAGGCGCUCACUUCCGGCCGGCCACCUCUCCUCUCCUCGAGCAAGUCCAAGCCAGCAUCUGCACUCAAUCCUCAGCGGUCGUCUCUGUCGUCCAAGCGCACGCGCACGCUGAUCCGCGCACACCAUGUCCUGCAGAAACGGCUGGCGAGAGCUCGGGCCGAGAACGACAUGGAGCAGAUCCAGGACCUCGAGGCGCAGCUGGCCGCGUCCGGCGGCUUGGAGACGUACCAGCUCGCCAGCACGGUCGGGCAGAGCGCCGAGCGGGGCGGCGACUCGAGCCGGGUCCUGGUCGACUGGCUGCGGCCGGAGAUUGAAGCGCGCAGACGCGGGCGGAAGAAGGACAGCACGCUUGCUGCGUCCAGUCCACCAUCGUCGCUCGCCCACGGAGCCAGCCCACCCCUCACCCCGCCCCCGCUCCCGCUCCGGAUUCUGGAGAUCGGGGCGCUCAGCACGACGAAUGCGCUGAACAUGCCGCGCCUGACGAGCGUGCGGCGGAUCGAUUUGCGCUCGUCGGGCCCGGGCAUCGAGGAGGCCGAUUUCAUGACCUUCCCACUGCCGGACUCUCCCGACGGCAGCGGCGAGUGGGAGGGCCGCCGGGGUUACGAUGUGAUCAGUCUAAGUCUGGUCUUGAAUUACGUCCCUGACGCGCGCGGAAGAGGCGACAUGCUGCGGCGGACGACCAUGUUCUUCUCGCGGGGGCACGAGCACGAGCAGGUCGACGAGGACUUUGGUGAGCAUGUUGUCAUGCAUACGGAGCCCCGCAGUGAUGGGCAGCAAGACAACGGCACCGAUGAAGACGAGGACGAGGACGAGGGCGAGCAGGCUACCCAGAGGCACCCUAGGAAAAGGGGGGAUGACCAGCGUCAAAGUCGACGGCUGCUCCCCUGUCUCUUCCUGGUCCUGCCCGCGCCGACGCUCCUGAAUUCCCGCUACAUCACUCCCGACCAUCUCGCAGACAUGCUCUCGUCGCUAGGUUACAGCGACCUCGAAGCCAAGACCACCCGCAAGCUCCACUACAGCCUGUGGCGGUUUGAUCCCAAGCGCAGGGACGAGUGGAUUGCGCAGGGAGGCAAGACCGUCUUCAAGAAAAAGGAACUCAACCCCGGAAGUGGGCGGAAUAACUUCUGUAUAGUGCUCGAUGACCCUGACAAAGGAUAG